Molecule: messenger RNA, 1548 nt
Organism: Quercus robur (English oak)
Lineage: Eukaryota; Viridiplantae; Streptophyta; Magnoliopsida; Fagales; Fagaceae
Product: organic cation/carnitine transporter 2-like
Exons: 1
Coding region: 1-1548 (515 amino acids)
Biological process (GO): transmembrane transport
Cellular component (GO): membrane
Molecular function (GO): transmembrane transporter activity
Source: RefSeq, a predicted model, not a curated record
AUGGAAAUAUCAACUACAACCCAUAAUCUCGUGGGGACUAACUCUGCUGACCAAGAGACUACAGGACUCAACCAAGUCCUUCUUCCCUUGUCUAUAGAUGAGACAAUUGAACAAAUUUUAGGAGAUUUUGGGUGGUCUCAAUUCAUUCAAGCCAUCCUUGUAUCAGUCCCAUCUUUAUUUGAUGCACAACAAACAUUUAUAAGCAUCUUUACUGAUGCAGAGCCAAAUUGGCAUUGCAACUUCAACACAACAUGCAACUCAAACUCCAAUAUCUGCCAACUCCCAAAAAGUGCUUGGUCUUGGGAUGAACCUUCUCACAAGACAAUCAUAUCGGAAUGGGGUCUGGAAUGUGCUAGUUCAUUCAUCACAGGACUUCCUGCUUCAUCUUUCUUCGUAGGCAGCAUAGUUGGUGGAUUAAGUCUUGCUACACUUGGCGACAUCCGUCUUGGUAGGAAGAACUUGCUUUACCUCUCAUGCCUAAUAAUGUGCUUUACCUCGCUUUUCACGGCAUUCUCGAUUAACAUUUGGAUGUACUCGACCUUGAGACUUCUAAGCGGGUUUGGCCGUGGAUCAAUUACAACAUGCACUUUUAUUUUGUUAACCGAGAGAGUGGGAAAACAGUGGCGUGGACAAAUAGGGACAAUGACAUUUGUCUUGUCUUCAUUCGGGAUAUUAUCUUUACCAGCUGCGGCCUAUUUGAACAGAGGUUCAUCAUGGAGAAUUCUUUAUCUCUGUACUUCUAUUCCAGCAAUCUCAUACUGUAUCAUUACUUACUACUUUGUGUAUGAGUCUCCUAGAUGGCUUUUCAUGGUAGGACGUGACAUAGAAGCCAAAGCAGUAUUGAGAAAACUUGCAUCUAUAGAAGGCAAUAGUUUAGACUUGGAACUAUCUAGCAUUCAUCUUGGGCAAGAAAUAUCAACAAGUUAUCCUUACAAAUUGAUGAAGGACUUAUUUAAGAGAAGAUGGGCAUUACGACGGAUAUUAGCAACUAUGGUACUUGGUUUUGGCAUUGGAUUAGUAUACUUUGGCAUGUUAUUCGGUGUAAGAAAUUUAGGUUUCAACCUCUAUUUGGGUGUCAUGUUUAAUGCCUUAUUGUUAAUACCUACAAAUUUAGUAACCUUGUUCUUUUUAGCAAGAUGGAAAAGGAAAGGUUCAUUGUUUGCCUUAUGUAUAAUAAGUGGCAUAUGUAGCAUAAUGUGUGCUGUAGUAGGCAGAAGUAGAGAAGGUAUACAGAUCGGGCUAGAACUAGCAUCUUUGUUUUGCACCUCUUUGGCAUUAAAUGUGGUGAUGAUAUUCACAAUUGAAUUGUUUCCAACUACUGUGAGGAACUCGGCCUCAACGUUGAUCAGGCAAGCAAUUGUCCUUGGUUCAGCGUUUGUUCCGAUAUUGACUUCAGGAGGGAAGAGAAAUGGAUUUUUAUCGUUUGGAACUUUUGGAUUGACAAUAUUGUUGUGUAGUUUCAUUGUGAUCAUUUUGCCAGAGACAAAGGGUAAAAAUCUUUGUAACACCAUGGAUGAACAAGAGCGUAUGAAUAAUAUAAUUGUGUAA